Messenger RNA from Colletotrichum lupini, 561 nucleotides. RefSeq lists its product as uncharacterized. The transcript is spliced from 2 exons. Lineage: Eukaryota; Fungi; Ascomycota; Sordariomycetes; Glomerellales; Glomerellaceae. The coding region runs from base 1 to 561 and encodes 186 amino acids. The record is from RefSeq and is a predicted model, not a curated record.
AUGACUAUGGAAGGUCACCAGCCAUUCAGGGCGAUUUAUCACCUGUAUGAUGAUGAGGAGGGGGAAGGGGAGUUCAUCAUGACCCUCGAGUCUGUGCUUAUUCGCUACACAGGGUGUGGGCAGGUGAGUAGAAAUUUUCAACAUGACGUGGGAGACGGGAAGAGAAGUCUGGGGGACGAGGCCGCGGCUAGCAUUUUGCCAUCGCACGUAGCCUGGCAUAAAAGAACAUGCUGCGCCGUAUACACCACGCGGAAAGAAGUACUACCGAUGGAAACAAGCCCGCAAGCCGCCAAAGGUGUUUUCCUCAAAACACAAUUCGCAGUCUUCUACCACUGGAAAAAGCAUAGAAGCGGCAAAGACUACAAGAUCUCCCGGGGACCCGUAGAGAUUCAGGGGAAACACCCGCCGCGCUUCCGCUCCGCGCCGCCGCCAUCGCAUGGUGUUUGUCCCAUUGAUCAAGGUAUCUUACCUACAUUGGACCAGUCGAAUGGCCAAACCGGUCCCUCCCGUUCAAAUUUGAAAGUGGCCGACCAGCUGGUGUCUCAAUCAGUGGACCAAUGA